CAAAAAGUUCAAAUGCAUUAUGUACGCGGAGAGUGACGUGUCUUUUUCCCCCAUCUUGGAUUUGGGUUUUUUUCCUUCCCCACAAGUUUCAGUAACAAUUUUCUUCUAGCGUUUAGCUUCAACUCUUUCAAAAGUGUUGUUUACCGCCCAAAAAAUUUGUUACCAUAUUAGGAAAGUGACUAAGAAAAAGCAUAGGCGUUAAUCGAUUUUCAUUUGAAACAAUUGAAAAAAUAGAAGAUGGAAGCGAAGAUUGGGAAAUUCUUCGAAUCAGUUGGUGAUUUUUUCACCGGUGGUGAUCAGAUCCCUUGGUGCGAUUCUGACAUCGUCGCUGGUUGUGAACGCGAGGUUGCUGAUGCUGAGAAAGGUUCCUCGGAUGAACUUAAAAGUGAAUGCAUCAUGCGAUUGUCUUGGGCCCUCGUUCACUCAAAAAGGGCAGAGGAUGUCCAACGUGGGAUAGCGAUGCUUGAAGCUUCCUUGGCUGGCAGUGGGAGCAGCCCACUGCAAGUGCGGGAAAAGCUCUAUCUACUUGCUGUUGGAUACUACAGAAGUGGAGAUUAUUCAAGAAGCAGGGAGCUUGUCGAGCGUUGUUUGGAGGUAGCACCUGACUGGAGGCAAGCCUUGAGCCUAAAGAAAGCAAUUGAAGAUAAAAUAAAAAAGGAUGGAGCAAUUGGCAUCGGCAUUGCUGCGACUGUAGUUGGAGUUUUGGCUGGUGGCAUUGCAGCAGCAGUGGCAACAGCUCGCAAGAAAUAAUCGACAACGUGCAUUAGGUCUUGGUUGAAAUUCGUGUUUGCUACUUAUAUUUGCAACUUUCGUCUUUGUAAGAUUUAAAAGUAGUUAUUGUUGAAUAUUUGUUUAAAAUUAAUGGAAUGAUAAUAAACUAAUUGAUGGGCUCAA
Olea europaea var. sylvestris is the source of this 894-nucleotide messenger RNA. Its product is annotated as mitochondrial fission 1 protein A-like. Gene Ontology annotation, biological process: autophagy of mitochondrion; peroxisome fission; mitochondrial fission. Lineage: Eukaryota; Viridiplantae; Streptophyta; Magnoliopsida; Lamiales; Oleaceae. Gene Ontology annotation, cellular component: peroxisomal membrane; mitochondrial outer membrane. The record is from RefSeq and is a predicted model, not a curated record. Gene Ontology annotation, molecular function: protein binding. Bases 238 to 750 code for a protein of 170 amino acids. The transcript has 5 exons.